This is a messenger RNA of Penicillium waksmanii, 279 nucleotides long. RefSeq names its product Ran GTPase-activating protein 1. Lineage: Eukaryota; Fungi; Ascomycota; Eurotiomycetes; Eurotiales; Aspergillaceae. Gene Ontology annotation, biological process: activation of GTPase activity; nucleocytoplasmic transport. Bases 1 to 279 code for a protein of 92 amino acids. The record is from RefSeq and is a predicted model, not a curated record. The transcript has a single exon. Gene Ontology annotation, molecular function: small GTPase binding; GTPase activator activity. Gene Ontology annotation, cellular component: perinuclear region of cytoplasm; nucleus; cytosol.
AUGGCCCCUCCUAAGGUCUUCUCGCUCGAUGGCAAAAGCCUGAAGCUCGACACUGCAGAAGACAUUGAGGCACACAUCAAGCCUCUUGUUGAGAGCACCGAUUACACCGAGAUUCGCCUGGGCGGUAACACCCUCGGCGUGGGUGCUUGCGAGCGUCUCGCCGCUGUCAUCGCCACUCAGAAGAGCCUCGAACACGCCGAUCUUGCCGAUAUCUUCACCUCGCGACUUUUGUCUGAGAUUCCCCCCGGCUUUGAAAUCCCUUCUCGACGCCCUCCUUGA